This is a messenger RNA of Symbiodinium sp. CCMP2456, 564 nucleotides long. NCBI's taxonomy places the organism in Eukaryota, Dinophyceae, Suessiales, Symbiodiniaceae. The record is from the annotation of a GenBank genome assembly.
AUGGACGAAUGGAGCUUGAAAAAGCGGCAAGAGGACAAAAUCUGUGCUUUGGGAUUAAAUAGUCCCGGAGCACAGAAAAUCAAAGCCAUCAACAGCCGACGGGCCGAACUUCUGCGUGAGCAGAAGGCCCUGGCCAGAGGACUGAGGCGAUCAGUGGGCGAGGACAUCGUCGUGCAGCGAAGCAACGUGAAAGCGCAGCAGGUUGCUGUCAAGAAGUCCCGACAGAUGUUCGGGUCUAUGGAUUCCCACCGAAAGCCCAUACCCAGCGAGGAGGCUUCAGAAGGGUUGACACACACCCUGCAAACAGUGUUGCGGGUGUCGCAAGAGUUGGAAUCCUUGCAGAAGGAGGUUCAGCAGCUAGAAAAGGCAGAGAAGGCAGAGCAGCAGAAAGGGACGCAGGUCAAGGUCAACUCGCUGAAUGAUUGGUUUGGUAGGUAUGGUGAGCCGAAGCGUCAGUCACAACCUGUCGAAAUGGCGCGCUCCUGCAUUAUGAAGCCUCGGAGACUCCCCUUCCUGGGUACGUCGAACGCCGUAACCUUGCGCAAGGGGCAUCUCAUCAAGUGA